UGUCGUCUCAGUGUGAGAUGAGAGAUGGAGAGGGCUGGGACAGGAAGGAUUAGCCGGAGGGAGGGAUGACUGAAUAACGAGGAGAGAAACACCCACUCCUGGCCAAGCGAGCCGUAUCCUGCGAGAAAGCAGGGGUGACACCCAAGGAGAAGGGGAAGAAGGAACACAGCAGCGCUCGUUUGCCUUUUCACGGGAUUUCCUUCUUGGUGUGGAAAGGGACGCUUGCUUUAUGUGUGAAGAGGUUAGUGUUACUGGUUGUGAGGAUGUUCUCUCAGGAUUAUUUGUGGGCUCCACUGGUGUUCCUAGUGGUCAUUUCCCAUUUCCCAAGUAAAGCACAGGCUCAAGUUCCAGCUCCGAGGAGGCUGCGUGUCAAAGCAUUGAACUCCAACACCCUGCUUGUUGCCUGGAAGGAGCCCAAAGGAGACUUUGACAGCUACCUGUUCCUCUACAACAGCAUACCAGGUGGUCAUCAGCGGGAGAUCAUCAUAUCAAAAAGUGACAGUAAAGUGUUGAUAACAGACUACGACCCGUCCAAGGACUACAUCUUCAGUGUAAUUUCUGUCAGGGGCAGCACUCAGAGUAAACCACUGCAGGGCAGACAUAAAGCUGAGAGAGGCAACAGUGAUGGAAGAGUCAAAACCGAGCCACAGCGCCUGACUGAUGCGUUCCUUCUUCCUGAAGAUGUCAACGAGAUCUCCGGAGACCAGUUUGUGUGCCACACUGAGUCCAUAGCAGACAUUGUGAUCCUGGUAGAUGGCUCCUGGAGUAUUGGUAGGCUCAACUUCCGGCUGGUCCGCAUGUUCCUGGAAAAUCUGGUCAACGCCUUUGACGUGGGCAUUGAUAAGACCAGGAUAGGACUGGCUCAGUAUAGCGGUGAUCCAAGGAUAGAGUGGCACCUCAAUGCGUUCACCACUAAAGAUGCUGUCCUUGAUGCUGUGAAGAACCUUCCUUACAAAGGAGGAAACACUCUCACAGGUAUGGCACUGUCCUACAUCUUGGAGCAUUGUUUCAAGCCUGAGUCUGGUGCCCGUGUUGAUGUACCUAAGAUUGGGAUCCUCAUAACCGAUGGGAAGUCUCAGGAUGAUGUUAUCCCACCUGCAGAAAGCCUGCAAAAAGCUGGGGUUGAGCUGUUUGCUAUCGGUGUGAAGAAUGCUGAUGAGAAUGAGCUGUGCUCCAUUGCCUCCGAGCCGGACGACUCUCAUGUAUAUAAUGUAGCUGACUUCAACGUUAUGAGCUCCAUUGUGGAAGGACUGACCAGAACAGUGUGUGAACACGUGGAGCAGCAAGACAAGGACAUCAAGCAACAACAGCCACCAGAGAGGAUUGGACCACCAUCAGACCUGGUGACAUCAGAGGUCACAGCCAGAAGCUUCCGAGUGACAUGGAGCCACUCCACUGGAAAUGUGGAGAAAUACAGAGUGGUUUAUUUUCCUGCUCAAGGAGGACAACCACAGCAGUCUGUGGUAGACGGCCAUGACACCUCGGUGGUGUUGCAACAUCUCAACUCGCAGACCGAAUACCAGCUGUCUGUGUUUGCUGUGAAUGAAAAUGAUGCCAGUGAAGCACUGAGAGGAUCAGCAACAACUUUGGCUCUUCCCACAGUGACAAGCCUCCAGCUGCUUCAUGUGACUCAUAACAGCAUGAAAGCAAGAUGGCACAGUGUGGAGGGAGCGUCAGGCUACAUGUUGCUUUAUGCACCACUCACAGAUGAAGGCGACUUGGGUGAGAAGGAGAUCAAAGUGUCAGAUACAGUGACAGAGCUGGAGUUGGAUGGUCUCAUCCCACAAACUGAGUAUACCGUCACUGUUUAUGCGAUGUAUGGAGAGGAGGCCAGCGACCCCAUUGCAGAUCAACAAACUACGUUACCACUGAGUCCUCCCAGUAACCUUCAGUUCUCUGACAUCACCCACAACUCAGCACGCAUCAGCUGGGACCCCUCGGAAAGAGGAGUUACGGGUUAUCGCAUCAUGUGGGUGAAGACAGACGGGGAGGUCGCAGAGGAGGUGGAAGUUGGGCCUGUGAGGUCUUAUGACCUCAGUGGACUGACAUCACUCAUGGAGUACUCAGUGGCUGUAUUUGCUCUGUAUGAUGAGGGCCAAUCAGAACCGCUCAAUGAUGGAUUCACUACAACUCCAGUUCCAGGUCCUCAACACUUCCAUUCUAGUGAUGUCGGUCCAGACAGUUUUCAGGUAAUUUGGGAUCACUCAGCCGAUGACAUCAUCGUCUACAGACUCUCCUGGGCACCAUCCACUGGUGGUGACACAAAGGAGGUGAUCCUGAGUGGAAGUGAUAAACGAUACAUUCUGACUGGUCUCAGCCCCUCCACUGAGUAUGAAGUUAUGUUGACGGCAGUUUUCAAAGACCAAUCAGAGAGCGACACUGUCUCUGUCACAGAGACCACAUCGGUGGAAAAUCUAUUUUCCCCAUCAAUGAUUUUGGCCAAGACAGUAACGAUUGCCACCACAACCUCGGCCCCCCGUCAGGCAGUGAGAAACCUUCAGUUGAGUGAAGAGACCACCCAGAGCCUGGAGGUAUCAUGGGAGAUGGAUGACCCACGUGUGGAGCGCUACAGGGUGUCCUAUGCCAGCCUCAGGGGCCAUCACAAAGAACAGAUGGUGUUAGUUCCUGGCGGUCAGAAAAGUGUGCUGCUGGAGUCGUUACUUCCUGACAGUCGGUACACAGUCAAAGUCACGCCAGUGUACACUGACGGACAAGAUGGCAUCAGCGUGUCAACACAGGGGAGCACAUUGCCCCUCAUGUCUCCUGAAAACCUCCGCGCAUCGGAGGAGUGGUACAACCGCUUCAGGGUGACCUGGGAUCCACCACAAUCUCCUGCUGUGGGUUACAAGAUCCUUUACCAGCCAGUCUAUGUACCAGGACCAGUCUUGGAUACUACUGUGGGCGAAAAUGUAAACUCCGUUCUCCUGAUGAACCUGCUAAGUGGGACAGAGUACAGCGUUCAUGUGACUGCAUCCUACCCUGCAGGACAAAGUGAACCACUGCUAGUGAACGCCAAGACAUUGUUCCUGGGUGUCUCUGGCCUGACCGUCUACCAGGUGCGACCCAACAGCAUGUGUGUGCAAUGGCAGCCUCAUCUGCACGCUACUUUAUACAGAGUCUCCAUCCAGUCUACUCUCAACAGUCAGCGACAGGAAGUGAGCCUUGGGGGUGGGGCUUCCCGACAAUGCUUCUACGACCUUGUUCCAAGCAGCCAAUAUGAGAUCAGCGUUCAUGCACAGAUGCAGGAAAUGGAAGGACCUCCCAUCUCCAUCACGGACAUGACACUGCCAGCGCCCACUCAGGCUCCGACUGAACCCCCUGCCACGGAGCCCCCUCCCACCAUCCCACCUGCUAAAGAAGUGUGCAAAGAGGCCAAAGCUGACCUAGCGUUCCUGGUGGAUGGCUCCUGGUCCAUUGGAGACGACAACUUCAUGAAGAUCACAAAUUUCUUGUAUAGCACCAUUGGAUCUUUGGAUCAGAUUGGAACAGAUGGAACCCAGGUGGCCAUUGCUCAGUUCAGUGACGACGCUCGGACAGAGGUCCAGUUGAGUUCCCAUGGCAACAAAGAAGCCCUUCUGGAAGCGAUUCAGAGGAUCAGAUACAAGGGAGGCAACACAAAGACAGGCCGAGCCAUCAAGCAUGUGAAGGAGUCCAUUUUCACCUCAGAUGCUGGAGUUAGGAGAGGGGUACCCAAAGUCCUGGUUGUCCUCACUGAUGGACGUUCACAGGACGACGUGAAUAAAGUGUCCAAGGAAAUGCAGAUGGAGGGAUACAUCAUAUUUGCAAUCGGCUUUGCGGAUGCAGAUUAUGGGGAACUAGUCAACAUAGCCAGUAAACCAAGCGAUAGACAUGUCUUCUUCGUGGACGAUUUGGAUGCUGUGAAGAAAAUCGAGGAGCAGCUUAUUACUUUUGUCUGUGAAGCCGCCACUGCAACUUGUCCAUCUAUUCUGAUGAGCGGAAACGCUGUGGCGGGUUUUCGUAUGAUGGAGAAGUUUGGUCUGGUGGAGAAGGAGUACAGCACCAUAUCUGGAGUUUCUCUAGAGCCAGGCUCAUUCAAUAGCUACCCGUGUUACAGGUUACACCGUGAUGCCAUGGUGUCGCAACCCACCAAGUACCUUCACCCUGAAGGCUUACCCUCUGACUACACCAUCUCCAUGAUGAUUCGCCUUCUUCCCGAGACUCCACAAGAGCCCUUUGCAUUGUGGGAAAUCCUCAAUAAGGACAGAGAGCCAUUGGUGGGACUCAUCCUAGACAACUCUGGGAAGAGUAUGACAUUCUUCAACUAUGACUACAAAGGACACUUUCAGACUGUCACCUUUGAAGGAACUCAAAUAAGAAAACUCUUCCAUGGCAGUUUCCACAAGCUGCACGUAACCAUCAGCAAGACGGCAGUGAAGGUUGUUUUGGACUGUACUGCUGUUGGGGAAAAAGGCAUCAGUGCAUCUGGCAACAUCACCACGGAUGGUGUAGAGGUCCUGGGGCGCAUGGUGCGGUCUCGAGGAAGACAGGACAACUCUGCCCAGUUUCAGCUCCAGAUGUUCGACAUCAUCUGCAGUACUUCCUGGGCCAGCAGGGAUAAGUGUUGUGAGCUGCCAGCUUUGCGGGUUGAAGAGGACUGCCCCUCAAUGCCUCACUCCUGCACCUGUUCGCAAGACAGCAAAGGACCCCCAGGACCCUCCGGGCCCCCUGGUGGUCCAGGCAUAAGGGGGGCACGUGGAGACAGAGGGGAACCUGGAGUGACGGGACCUCAUGGGCCUGUGGGAGAGAUUGGCCCUGUUGGACCACCAGGACCACCAGGUCCUCAGGGACCCAGUGGCCUUUCUAUUCAAGGGCCUCCGGGGGCCGCUGGGGAGAAGGGAGAGCAAGGAGAGAUUGGCCCAGCUGGCCCAUUGGGUGUUCCUGGAAGCCAAGGUUCCCCCGGUAGGGACGGCCCCCCAGGAGCGAGGGGUCUGCCAGGUAAUAACGGACCGCAGGGCCAACAAGGACCACCGGGGCCUCUUGGAGCCCCAGGUGCACCUGGAGCUACAGGACCGAAUGGGUCAACAGGACCCCAAGGGAAUCAAGGACUUCCUGGUCCUGCUGGUAUCAAAGGAGACAAAGGAGAAAGAGGUGACGUCCAAUCCCAAGCAGCCGUGCGUGCUAUCGCACGCCAAGUAUGUGAGCAGCUCAUUCAGAAUCACUUGUCCCGUUACAACUCCAUCCUCAACCAGAUCCCAGUCCAGUCAGCUGUGUCAGUGCGUACUGUGCCCGGACCACCUGGUGAACCAGGUAGAAGAGGUCCCCCGGGACCUCAGGGAGAGCAAGGGUCAACCGGCAGGCCUGGUUUCCCUGGUUCUAACGGUCAGAGUGGACAACCAGGAGACAGAGGUCUGCCCGGAGAGAAGGGAGAGAGGGGGAGUCCAGGUGUUGGAAAUCAGGGACCUAGAGGACCCCCUGGGCCCCCAGGGUUGCCAGGUGAGGGGCGCACAGGCAGCCAGGGUCCUCUCGGCCGGCCUGGUAACCCUGGGGCACCCGGGAGGCCGGGCAAUCCAGGUUCCGCAGGACCAGCUGGAUCUCCAGGAUACUGUGACCAGAACUCCUGUUUGGGAUAUAAUGUUGGAGUCCAACCUCUUCCCCAUGGUGGCUAUCAACCUUACAACCAACCUCACAGUCAAGCCUACAACCCUGCUGUGCUAGCUUACAACAACGACCAAGGAGGCCAAGAUGAGGAGGAGGAGGAGGAAGAAGAGGACCCUUACUACCGCAGCUACCCCCAUCAGCACUAUCGCCAGCUUCACGGGCCUUCCCGCUCGGAAGAUGUGGAGCUGAGGUCGCCGGGAGUCAUCAGGAGGUUUUCCCGCAAUGUCGUCGUCAUGGAGGAGAGCGAGCAAGGAGGACUCAAGAGGAAGGAUGCACCCUCCUCAAGUGAUUGAUCCCCAAACACACAUCCAUCAUAAGCCGGACCCCCAUACCCAGUAGCUCGCUGCAUCUGGUCCAGUGAUGUAAAUAUCCCACAUGUAUGAUAACUCUGUAAAAAAAAAAAAAAAAAAGAAGAAGAAGAAGACAAGCAGUGCAAAAAGUGCCUGAUUUUUGUUGUUGUUUUCAUCGCCAAGUGAGACCACCCCUCUCGUCUUCACGCCUCUCCUUAGGUGCUCCUCUCUUUCACGUCUUACAGUGGAACCUCCAAAGUCAAACAAUCCAUGAUGCCGGUUGAUUUGUUCUACCUUCAAAAUUGUACAGACAUUUUUUUAAACUGUGCGUGCCUGGGAGGUGAGUCUCUUCACAUGAACCUGAUUACCCAACCCACCCCCUGGCCCCACGCCUACAAAUAGCUGUGUACAUUUCUUAUUAUCCAUGUCGACUUAUUGUCGCCUUCACAUUGCUUCACAUUUCUGAUCCACACUCAGGUUUGGCACACGCACGCACGCAACCGAUAACGGUUGAAUCGAAUGUGUUCCUCUCUAGUUCUUAAUGAUAAAUGACACAACUGAUGAUAGAAAUGAAUAGAAAGACUUGAAAUAGUCCAAAAGUCAAACCCCACGACACUCUCACUCGCCUGUGUACGCGAUAAAGGCGUGUUAUUUAAUCAAUCCAUUAUUGAUGAAUCCAUUAUCCAAGUACAAUGAAUGACAGCCGCCACCUUCCUCAAUACAAAUAAGACUGGAAACAAUCCACAAAGUCACAGAAAUUGUAGUCGUACAGCAGAAAAGAACUGUGCGAAUGGCCGAGUGUGCGUAAGAGACGUGUGUACCACUUUCCCACGUCACUAUUUCUGUGCUUGUCAUCCUGUUUUCCCUCUUUGCAUAGCUAGCGAUGAAGUGUUUGUUUCUUAAGAUCCCCAUUAGCAGCUGCAAUAGCGGUAGCUGUUCUUCCUGGGGUCUACAGACUUUUGAAAACAUAGACAUACACAUGCACACCAUGCAAGACAGUAAAGCACAUACAUACAAGUAGUACAUUAGGUACUCACUGAAGAGCUAUGCUGCAGUGUACAUUUAGGAAUCACAAUAGCUCUUCAUAAAGUGUAUACAUAUACAUGAUACUCAUACCCAUACCCAGCUCAACACUGACCAGAUAAAUACAAAUAAUUAUUAAAAAUAAACAAACUACCAAAAAUUGGACAAUCAUUUUAAUGUAAAUGUAUACAGUCUCAAUCUUUUAUUCAUUCCAAAAAUCCAAAAUUGUGGAAGUCACACCAUAUGAGUGAUGUCUCGCACCAUAUACGUUCAAUGAACGGUCGUGAUCCAAGACGGUUUUGGUGAUUUUUCCUUUGAUAAUUUUGGUGCAAAUGUGAUUUGUACAACUUUGGAGGUUGUGCUGUAUUGAACAAGAUGAGCCGGUAGCGCUUGUACAGGCAGCUUUCUCCAAUGACACAUCAUCAUGUACGUUUCUUUGUUGUCUGUUACCUGAACACUGUGGAAUACAUACGUGGUUUUUUAUUAUUACAUUUUUUUUUAUGACCCAAUUCUUCAUGUUGUCAUCGUAGCGUAACUAUGCUGUGCUGCAGUCAGCAUUUGAGUCUGUUUGUUAUGACGUCAAAGUUGAUCUGUUUGUGGCAUUAUUUGUGUUACAGUCAAGUCAUAUAGUUUUUACAGGUCAAAACACCGAGGUGAAGGUCACAGUUCAUGGUCACGGAAAGAUGAAACACAUCAAAAAGGUGAAUUUUUGUGCAACCAAACUUGGUGGACAUAGUAGUAGGUAUAUAUACUGUAUACUGUAGAUACAGCAGAUGCUCAACUGAUUCCUUUUUGGUGGCGCUUGAUGUUGACAUUAAAUGGGUGAAAAAAUAAAUAAAAAUUAAACAAACCACAUCGUCAUACUACAAAUUAACAGUGACAUGGGUCAUGGGAUGCAGAUGAAAUGCUAAAAAAAAAAACUAAAAACAUAAAAUAAAUAUUUGUCCAUUGAACUGUUAUACAUGCAUUUUCUGUAUUUUCUUCAGUAAAUAUCACAAAAUUACGAUGGAGUGUUUAGGGCCACAUUGGGGGGAAAAAAAAAAUCGGAGAUUUCAAGAAUAAAGUCGUAAAUUUACGAGAAAACACUCGUAAUAUUACGAGAAUAAAGUUGUAAAUUUACGAGAGUAAGCUUGUAAAUUUACGAGAAAAAACGUGGCAUUGCCUGAGACAGCUAUGAAAAGGGGGUCUUAUGUGACCUUUGGCAUGUGGAGGGGGCGGUGUCACUGCGCAAUCCGUCCCAGAAACGCAAUCGUUUCUACGCGUGUGCAUAACGCAUCUACAUCUGGUCGGCCUAUUUUUCAGCAGUCACAUGUUAGUCAUGUGUAAUGUACGCCAUCCAUCGAGCUAUUUUACGGCAGCAAUAUACAUCCCCCCCCAAAAAUGUGAUUAAGACUUGCAAAAUUACAACAUAAUCAAUCCUUUUUUUAAUAUCAUAUCCAUGCAAGUGGAUAACUAAUAAGCCCUCUUUUGCUGGUUCCAUAUUGAGUUUUUUUUUGUCACUGAAAAUAAGCAAAACAAAAGCAUUUGCUAGGAAGAUAUGUUUGGAUGGAUGGAUGGUAUUUCUCCAUUUAGAAAAAAACCUCUAGCUGAAUCCUCUACAUUGAUCCAUCAUUGCGCUCUGCUUUUGGUUGUUUACAAUCUAAUAUAACUUUUAUAUUUUAUAUUUUAUGUUUUAUUCUGUUUAAUUAUUUAUUAUUAUUUGUUUUAUUAUUAAUUAUUUGUUUUACUUUAACCGGAUAUGACGUUUACGCCUGCGCUACGUACAGUAGCUCCGUCUUGGUGGAGACGAUAGAAGACGAUAAAAACAUCCGCGUGGUGACAAACUCUUUUAAUAACAAUCACUAAUAAAAGAACCCCUCCCAAUAUAUUACAUAUAUGAAGGAUGGAUAUUGACCAUUCAUGUUCAUACAUGUAAAUUUACGAGAAUAAAGUCGUCAAUUUCUGCCUUUUUUUCUCGUAAACAACAACUUUAUUUUCAAAAUCUACGAUUAUUUUUUUUCCAAUGUGGCCCCAAUACUCCGUCUUACUAAAUUUGCACAUUUCCUGAUCGAAAACGGGGCAGAAAUGUGAGCUGAAGCUGUUGCUAACAUUAAGCGCACGCAGCUUUAGGUACAGCAGCUGUUUUAGCAACGAGUCAAAUGCUUUAAAGAUAUUUUUAUGAAUGAAUUUGACUGUCAAAAUGGAUGAUUACAUUUCCAAGCUCAACAGAAGGUGAUCAGACUUUUCCAACAAAGUAUCAGAGCUUUCCUGGAGGACAGGGUGCAUGUACUUCAUAAACACAUAAAAGGUAAGACCACAAAUGUUUUUCAGUUUCUAAAAAAAAAUGUAAAUGGUACUACGAAGUAUUUGAAAAUGAGGUUUUCAAUGAAAGUGAAUUGUGCUCAUGUUUUCUUUAAUGAGAAAGCUGUUUUCGCAUUAAAAAAAAACUCCAAAGGAGUCAACAGCCAUCGACCUCACCACACAUCACAGCAAUUGAAAGGUUUUGUUUAGUGCUUUCCAGAUAUGUAAAUGUAAUCACUGGUCCUCUCGUAAUGGUGAAAAAAUGUUUAAAAAUUGCAUCAAAAAGAUCACAAAACUUACAAACCUCACAAAUCAAUGCAGUGGCGAUGGCCCAAGGUUUUCCCUAGGAACUUUCGACCUUCGACCUUCAGUUCAAAAGU
Dunckerocampus dactyliophorus (ringed pipefish) is the source of this 9592-nucleotide messenger RNA. It is a transcript of the gene col14a1a, whose product is annotated as collagen, type XIV, alpha 1a. The transcript has 49 exons. Bases 264 to 5912 code for a protein of 1882 amino acids. Gene Ontology annotation, molecular function: protein binding. Gene Ontology annotation, cellular component: interstitial matrix. The record is from RefSeq and is a predicted model, not a curated record. NCBI's taxonomy places the organism in Eukaryota, Metazoa, Chordata, Actinopteri, Syngnathiformes, Syngnathidae.